AUGAAGGAGAACUUCACGAUGCUGAUCGGCUCCCAGCUGCCACUGCCCACGGAGGAACAGCGGGUUCGUGAGGCGGAGCAGCUGGAGCAAUUCUACUUUGGAGACGAAGGCUUCUCCACGGACGACAUGCAAGCUGUUAUUGAUGUACGAGGAGACGACGUGAUCGUGACUGUAGAGAACGGGGACCUGAGGGGCGUGGUGGCCACGUCACUGAACGGCGCUCUCUACAACCAGUUCCUGGGCAUACCGUUCGCCACGCCGCCUGUGGGAGAUCUCCGAUUCCGUGACCCGCAGCCGGCUCCCUCGUGGUCCGGGGUUCGAGACGCGCUUACCCUCGCGCGAGGCUGCCCCCAGACCGACUACGACGGCUCCGAAGACUGCCUCUACCUCAACGUGUAUGUGCCGGCUACGGGGAGUGGUCCUUUCCCCGUCAUGGUCUACAUUCACGGUGGCGGCUUCUCAAAGGGUUUUUCCUUCAAUGGUACUCCACACUAUUUCGUGGAGAAGGGCGCUGUGUUGUUCACAACCGCCUAUCGUCUCGGCGCCCUUGGUUUCAUGAGCCGGCAGAACGAUGACAUCCCAGGCAAUGCGGGCCUCAAGGACCAGGUGCUGGCGCUGCAGUGGGUGCAGAACAACAUCGCCGCCUUCGGUGGGGAUCCUAGCAAGGUCGCCAUUUUUGGUGAGAGUGCUGGCGGCGCCUCCACAUCACAUCUCUUCCUUUCGCCAGCGACCAGAGGGCUCUUCAGCCAAGUGAUCAUGCAGAGUGGAGUAGCGACGACCCCCUGGGCGCUGGCUAACAAUCCUCGCGAGAAGGCAUACCGCAUGGCAGAGGCGCUCGGUUUCCAGGCGCAGGGGGGCAACCACACUAACGACGACGACGUACGGUUGGCUGCCUUCUUUCGCGCUGCCAACUACUCAGACCUCAUUAACGACACCUCAAUCGCACUCUCGGAUCUCAAACAUGUAAGUGCACGCCACAGGAGUCAGAAACUGUUCAUCCCUAGUCCUGUAGAAGCUGCUGGACGCACAUUUUAUGGACUUGUAGCGCGCAGAAUCCGGGUGCUACUGCAGAACUGUCUGUUUGUUCUAGUGACCGAAGCAAAGAUCGCGGACUUGAAGGAGAACUUCACGGUGCCGAUCGGCUCCCAGCUGCCGCUGCCCACGGAGGAACAGCGGACUCGUGCUGCGGAGCAGCUGCAGCAAUUCUACUUUGGGGACGAGGGCUUCUCCACGGACGACAUGCAAGCCGUUAUUGAUCUGUUUUCAGACUUGUACUUCAUACAAUCAGCGGACUCCUUCGCUAGGACCGUAGCCAACUCCAACAGCCUACCUGUUCACUUCUAUUUCUUCGAGUACAAUGGAACUGGCUCUACAGACUAUGGUAUGUGUUUGUCGUGA
Messenger RNA from Schistocerca piceifrons (Central American locust), 1398 nucleotides. RefSeq names its product esterase FE4-like. NCBI's taxonomy places the organism in Eukaryota, Metazoa, Arthropoda, Insecta, Orthoptera, Acrididae. The record is from RefSeq and is a predicted model, not a curated record. The coding region runs from base 1 to 1398 and encodes 465 amino acids. The transcript has 7 exons.